CACUUCUCCGGCUGCCUGGCCACUACCCUGCCGGCUGGGUUUCACACCGCUCAGGAAAACAGGCAGAGGCCGACGGCAGCCCUUUCAGCCGCCUUGUCCUACACCGCAAGGGUGACGCCACGUUCACAUAAACUGCGCCAACCAUGACGACCUCAUACCAGAAAGAGCUGGAGAAAUAUCGAGAUAUUGAUGAAGACAAGAUCCUGAAGGAGCUGUCGCCGGAGGAGUUGGACCAGCUGGAUCUAGAGCUGCAGGAAAUGGAUCCCGAGAACAUUAUGCUCCCGGCCGGGCUCCGGCAACGAGACCAGACCAAGAAAAGUCCCACCGGCCCACUCGAUCGGGAUGCCCUCAUGCAACAUCUGGAGAAGCAGGCGCUGGAGGUGAAGGAACGAGAAGACCUGGUGCCCUUCACCGGGGAGAAGAAAGGAAAGCCUUUUAUUCCGAAGAAUCCCAAAAGGGAGAUCCCCAAGGAAGAGCAAAUCACGUUGGAACCCGAACUGGAAGAGGCCUUAGCGAACGCCACUGAUGCGGAAAUGUGCGAUAUUGCAGCCAUCCUGGGCAUGUACACCCUCAUGAGCAACAAGCAAUAUUACGACGCCAUUUGCAGUGGCAACAUCUCCAACACAGAAGGCAUCAACAGUGUGGUGAAACCAGAUUCUUACAAACCUGUACCGGACGAACCGCCAAACCCCACCAACGUGGAAGAAACUUUGACGAAGAUCCAAAGCAACGCCAAAGACCUGGAAGAGGUGAACCUUAAUAACAUUAAGGACAUUCCUGUGCAGACACUGAAAGAAAUUUGCGAAGCCAUGAAAUCCAACACCAACGUGAAGAAGCUCAGCCUGGUGGCGACCCGGAGUAAUGACCCGGUGGCACACGCCGUUGCCGAGAUGUUGAAGGAGAAUAAAAUCCUCCAGAUCCUCAAUAUUGAAUCCAACUUCAUCACCAGCGCUGGGAUGAUGGAAGUGAUUAAAGCCAUGAAGCAGAACACCACGCUGUGUGAACUCAAGGUGGACAACCAGCGCCAGCGCCUGGGGGACUCGGUGGAGAUGGAGAUGGCCGCCAUGUUGGAGAACUGUCCCUCCAUUAUCCGCUUUGGUUAUCACUUCACACAGCAGGGACCAAGGGCUAGAGCUUCCAUCGCGAUAACCAGGAACAACGAAUUACGCCGCAAGCAGAAGAAAACAUAAUGAUCCCGCAACGGACCCCAGCGUGCCCCUAGCUCCCUCACGUGCCUAAAAACGAUCUCCCUGACUUGGGCUCCAUCUGUCUCCCGAAGCCGGAGCUUGAAAACAGCCAGAUUUUAUUUUUCAAAGCAGUUUGCUUGGGUGAGGUUUGCCCCACUGCUCCUUUCCCCUCCGCUGCUCUCCACCCCUCUCCUGCAAUCUCAGGUUCUUUUCCCCCCUCCAAAUCCGAGCGCCCCAUCUUUUGAUUACCUCUGUAAAUAAAGAGAUCUUGGAGAGAUA
Elgaria multicarinata webbii is the source of this 1466-nucleotide messenger RNA. It is a transcript of the gene TMOD4, whose product is annotated as tropomodulin 4. The transcript is spliced from 10 exons. Gene Ontology annotation, biological process: muscle contraction; myofibril assembly; pointed-end actin filament capping. Gene Ontology annotation, molecular function: tropomyosin binding. The coding region runs from base 144 to 1190 and encodes 348 amino acids. Gene Ontology annotation, cellular component: cytoskeleton; striated muscle thin filament; myofibril. The record is from RefSeq and is a predicted model, not a curated record. Lineage: Eukaryota; Metazoa; Chordata; Lepidosauria; Squamata; Anguidae.